Molecule: messenger RNA, 2350 nt
Organism: Fundulus heteroclitus (mummichog)
Lineage: Eukaryota; Metazoa; Chordata; Actinopteri; Cyprinodontiformes; Fundulidae
Gene: rab38b
Product: RAB38b, member of RAS oncogene family
Exons: 3
Coding region: 258-914 (218 amino acids)
Biological process (GO): vesicle-mediated transport
Cellular component (GO): Golgi apparatus; trans-Golgi network; vesicle
Molecular function (GO): GTPase activity; GTP binding
Source: RefSeq, a predicted model, not a curated record
AAGGUAAAGAUCGCGGCUGUGUGUAUUGCAGAUGAAAACCGCGCCCCCGGCUGCCAGUGUGCGCAGCGCGUCUCCUCAGGGUGGCCAGGCCAGGUCACAAGUUUCCAGGAACGGCCCCUGAGCGCAAUCACACACUCACGGCAUGGAGGGCGGUUCCUAAACCCAGGAGAUCGAGGCGAAUGUUCUGCUCGAAACGAAAGCUUUUACCGAGUCAAAGGUUCCUCGGAGCUGCCGCCCUGUGAGAGCCAACAGGUGGGAUGACAAAUCAGACCCCGCACGCCAACGGCAUGCAGGCGCUCCGGAAGGAGCACCUGUACAAGGUGCUGGUCAUCGGAGACCUCGGCGUCGGGAAGACCUCCAUCAUCAGGCGCUACGUUCACCAGACUUUCUCCAGCAACUACAGGGCCACGAUCGGAGUGGACUUCGCCCUGAAGGUCUUGAACUGGGACUCGGAGACUGUCCGGCUCCAGCUGUGGGACAUUGCAGGUCAGGAACGGUUCGGGAACAUGACGCGGGUGUACUACCGCGAAGCCAUGGGCGCCUUCAUUGUGUUCGACGUGACGCGGCCCACCACCUUCGAGGCUGUCAUCAAGUGGAAGGAGGACCUGGAUUCGAAAGUGAUGUUGGCAAAUGGACAGAGCAUCGCUACGGUGCUGCUGGCGAACAAGUGUGACCAGGGGAGGGAAUUGAGUAACAACGGCAUCAAAAUGGAGCAGUUCUGCAAGGAUCAUGGCUUUGUUGGGUGGUUUGAGACCUCAGCUAAGGACAACCUCAACAUCAGCGAUGCUGCAAACUUCCUGGUCAAGCACAUCAUGGCCACAGAGAAUGACAUCCUGAGGUCCGUGGUGCCAGACACCAUCUCCCCUCAGAUGGACUCCAGCAGGCAGAUGAGCUGCUCCGGCUGCUUCAAAUAAUGAAAGGAGGGAGGAAAGGAUGAAAGGACAUGCGAGGGCAGAGGCAGGAUAAAGACUACGAGGGUCAGACGAUCUUCCAAAGGAAAAUCCUACGUAGUAUUCAGGAUGGAACGGUAUGAAGUCGCUGGUCCACUCAGUCAAACUGUUGCUGGUGUUGUGAUGAUCAAAGUUAACGUUGACACCAAAGCUAGGCCCUCCUAUUUUUAGAGUGCCUUUUGAAAUGUGGUCACAAUGUGUUUCUGGAGAUCUCUGGUGACACCAAUGUCGAAGCUGUUUGUAUAAUACAACAGAAAGCAUAUCCAAGAGUAAGUAACCCCCAUGUUCCCAAGACUAUCUUCUUUCUUCUCACUGCAGUUUACUUUGAAUGGAAAUGAUAACUUCUUUACGUUUCUGAAGAAAACAAAACCUAUUUUUUUUUUGUUAAAGUAACUCAUUAAUCCUCUGUUUACUCUAAAAAGGUAUAGAGAAAAAUCCUUUGAGACUGUGAGCUUUCUUUAAUGUUAUGCUAACAAGGCAAAUGGAGGGCUGUGGACCACUUUGAGUGAAGCACACGCAUUUUUAUUAUGAUUUUAAGUUAUUUACAGAGUGCUUGUGUGAGUAUUUUUAUGUUGCAUGUAGAGCUUGGAAAAUAUAACCGCCACUCGACUGUGAGAAUAAUUUAAUUUUGGAUUUUAAAUAAGAACGCGGUUUUAUUUAUAGUAACAGCCUGGUUGGACUAUGCCAACGUGAAGUGAUAAAACAUCCCGGAGUUAUGGCUGCUGCAACAGUUAAAGGUCUGAGGGACGUUUCAGAGACGAUCAUUCCCCUUUCCAUCGCAGCUGAAUAAAGCGCGAUUGUGUGACAGGUUUGCAAACCGCAUGAAGUUUUAUUGAUCUUAAUGUUGUAAGAUGAACACACUUCAAUUCGUCCACCAAAACCUCAGUAUCCAUGGUAACAGGAGUCUUUUUAUGGGGUUUGCUCUACCAUCUAUGUAGAGCUGUUUCUCACUGUGCCAUGCACACAAACACACUAAAGAACCCAUAAAGGCUCUGCAUGUCCUCUCUCCUACUCAGUGGCUUUGUUGUUUCACUUUUUUUUUUGUUCACGUCUUCCUUUAUGAAUUUAAAGGUUAUUUCAGCAUUUCAGAGGCUUGCUAGUACUAGUAGGCUGUAUCUUGUGCACCAAGCCAGGAUUUGCCUUUUACUUCUUACCGUUUACAGGAUUCUAACCUCGUGUUAACUCUAGGUAAAUAUCAGCAAAAUGCCACAUCUGACCAAGAUUUAGAAAAACAAAAAGCUCAAUCAUCCAGAGUUAUUGGCAUCCCAGGUAAAGAUGUGCAAAAAGCCUUAAUAUAAAUCCAGCUUUUAUUGCAGUUGCAAGAUCGCACACUGAGAUAUUUAGCAAAAUCCAAGUGUAUUUUUUGAGUAUAUUUAUUGAACGAGUCAAUAUGAAAAAAA